Molecule: messenger RNA, 864 nt
Organism: Penicillium angulare
Lineage: Eukaryota; Fungi; Ascomycota; Eurotiomycetes; Eurotiales; Aspergillaceae
Exons: 3
Coding region: 1-864 (287 amino acids)
Molecular function (GO): protein binding
Source: RefSeq, a predicted model, not a curated record
AUGACGACAACAACCGAGUCUGUUCCUGCUGAACAAUGCGACAAAGACACCGCUGGGAUUUCUGAUGAAGAAAACAGCGACGAUGAAGUUUUUCAUGAUGCGCGGUUCCCCGCGGAAGAAGAAGCUAGUCUUCUGAAAGAAGCCCACGAUAUCAAAAAGGAAGCGAACCAAUUAUUCAGCUCCGGAUGCUAUGACCAAGCGAUCUCCUCGUAUGAUCGAGCUCUCGCCUCAUGCCCCAACUACCUCGAUUAUGAUGUCGCCGUGCUUCGGUGUAACAUAUCUGCGUGCUACCUGAAGCUAGCUGAUUGGAAAGCCGCAAUUGACUCCGCUACAAUGUCUAUCGAUCGUCUCGAAAAGGUCAUCCCCUCAGAACUGUCCCAGGAUACUCAGCGCGGCGAGACCAACGCCUCGAAACAAACGAACAACACGGCGCAAGACAGCGAUGCAGUGGUGGAGAUUUCGGGGGACGACGCCGACGUGGAGGAGAAGGAGUUACAACGGCUGAAGGAAUUAGAUGAAACCCGAUCCAAUGUUCUUCGGAUACAAGCCAAGGCCCUCAUGCGACGGGCGAAGGCAAAAUCGCAGAUGGGUGGAUGGGCCAAUCUUCAAGGCGCUAUGGAAGAUUAUCAGGUUCUGGAUAAGAUGGAGAGUCUCCCAUUUGAUGAUAAACGUAUUGUGCAACGCGCGCUUCGAGAGCUUCCAGGUCGAGUUGGAGAGGCUCGGGAGAAGGAAAUGGGCGACAUGAUGUCUAAAAUGAAAGAUCUGGGGAAUGGCAUCUUGAAACCCUUUGGUUUGUCCACAGACAACUUCAACUUUGUACAAGACCCAAAGACAGGAGGUUAUUCAAUGAAUUUCCAAUCCUGA